This is a messenger RNA of Gastrolobium bilobum, 1011 nucleotides long. RefSeq lists its product as uncharacterized. The transcript has 3 exons. Gene Ontology annotation, cellular component: U2-type spliceosomal complex; post-mRNA release spliceosomal complex. The record is from RefSeq and is a predicted model, not a curated record. The coding region runs from base 100 to 576 and encodes 158 amino acids. Lineage: Eukaryota; Viridiplantae; Streptophyta; Magnoliopsida; Fabales; Fabaceae.
UUAACUCACCACUUUGGAGUUGGAGGGGCUUAAGUAUAGAAAGGGAUUAGGGUUUAUAUAUACACAGAUAAUAGAAGAAAUUUUGAUUCUGAAGCAAAGAUGGGUCGCGAAGAUGAAUCGAUUGAGCAAGCUGUGGCAUCCCGUCGGGAAAGGCUUCUAGCUCUGAGAGCUGCUCAAGAAUUGUCGGGUGCUCCCGAACCUGAACCUCAACCUGAAUCUGAACCUGAACCUGAACCUAAUGAUAAUGAAGAUCAAGAUCAACAAGAUUUGAGCAUGAAGUUCCGUAACUAUGUUCCUCAUGACAAACACCUUCAGGAAGGGAAGCUUGCCCCUGCAGUGUUGCCAAAGUUUGAAGACCCAGUUGCUGCAGCGCCUCCACCUGAGGCUGAGGCCAAAGAAGAUCCCUUUCUGAAUAUUGCUCCCAAGAAACCAAAUUGGGAUCUGCGGAGAGAUGUUCAGAAGAAGCUUGAUAAGAUUGAGAAGCGAACUCAGAAGGCUCUCUAUGAACUUAUGGAGGAACAAGAGAAGCAAAAGCUGUUGGCUGAAGGAGAUGAUACAAAUGGCACAGAAGAUUAGAUUGCAGUUUGUUGCAUCGCCUAAAAGAUUUGAAGCAGUGUGUUGAAAAUCCCUAUCCCAUUUAAGCUGCUUAACGCAUGCAAAAGUAGGUCCUAUGCUGUAUCAUUCACUUCUCUUUCAAUGACAAGUAUCACUGUAUUAAAUCUGUUUUUAGAGGUGAAAUAUUCCUGGAUUCUGAUAGGGGCACUGGAAAUUUUUUCGUAGGUAACGUUGCCAAAGUAUCCGAGGUGUAAAGUCUGAAGUUUUUUUAUUGUUUAUGUUUUUAUAUAAGUUCCCUGGCCAUGUUACUGAGACUAAAAAGCAAAUGCUUAAGCUUAAUUGAUAUAAGGGAUUAACAAUCUUUAGGGGAACACUACCCUGUCCGUACGUGAACUCGGGUAGGGUAUAGUUUGGAAAUUUUCAGCAGCAUAAGUGGGCCUUAUGAAACUACAUGUG